Messenger RNA from Carcharodon carcharias (great white shark), 858 nucleotides. RefSeq names its product purine nucleoside phosphorylase 6 (gene pnp6). Gene Ontology annotation, cellular component: cytoplasm. The transcript has 6 exons. Gene Ontology annotation, biological process: nucleoside metabolic process. The record is from RefSeq and is a predicted model, not a curated record. Gene Ontology annotation, molecular function: purine-nucleoside phosphorylase activity. Bases 1 to 858 code for a protein of 285 amino acids. NCBI's taxonomy places the organism in Eukaryota, Metazoa, Chordata, Chondrichthyes, Lamniformes, Lamnidae.
AUGGAGACAAGGGAGCAGUACACCUACGAUGAAUAUAAGGAGACAGCUGAUUGGUUGUUGGCUGCAAUCAGGAUUCGCCCUAAGGUAGCAGUGAUCUGUGGAUCUGGCCUUGGGGGACUUGCUGAUCUGCUGAGUGACAAGACCAUGAUCCCAUAUGAGAAGAUCCCACGCUUCCCAAAGUCUACAGUUCCAGGUCAUGCAAGAAAGCUGGUCUUUGGAGAGCUCAAUGGGAAGCAGUGCAUCUGUAUGCAAGGCCGUUUCCAUUUCUACGAGGGUUACCCAGUUAAUGAGGUAACCUUUCCUAUCCGGGUUUUCCACCUGAUGGGUGUUGAAUCUCUGAUCGUGACCAAUGCUGCCGGGGGCCUGAAUGAACAAUUUAAAGUCGGUGAUAUCAUGUUCAUCAACGAUCACAUCAACCUGCCAGGCUUCGCAGGGCUGAACCCACUGAGAGGCAGCAAUGAGGAGAGGUUUGGUGUGCGGUUCCUGUGUAUGUCAGACGCCUAUGACAAGGCCUUUCAUCAGAUGGCUUUGGACAGUGCCCAGGAGCUGGGCUACCAAGACUUUGUCCGUGAUGGGGUGUACUGCAUGCUGGCUGGGCCCUCGUAUGAAACGGUUGCAGAGUGUCGCAUGCUGAAAAUGCUGGGAGCAGAUGCAGUAGGUAUGAGCACAGUGCCCGAGGUGAUCCUUGCUCGACAUUGCGGAAUGCGAGUAUUUGGCAUCUCCCUCAUCACGAACAAGGUUGUGAUGGACUACAGCAGCCAAGCGAAGACAAACCACAAGGAAGUCCUUCAGACAUCGAGGGACCGAGCUGAGGCCCUCCAGAGACUGAUCAGCAACCUCGUGGGGAAGAUGGACUGA